Molecule: messenger RNA, 1695 nt
Organism: Sipha flava (yellow sugarcane aphid)
Lineage: Eukaryota; Metazoa; Arthropoda; Insecta; Hemiptera; Aphididae
Product: UDP-glucuronosyltransferase 2B2-like
Exons: 5
Molecular function (GO): UDP-glycosyltransferase activity
Source: RefSeq, a predicted model, not a curated record
UUUUCGCCGCUCAACCAUCUGAGAGUUCAAACGUUUCUGGCCGUCUCGCCGGUAGCCGGCAAGAGCUAUUGGAACUUUAUGCGAGGGAUCCUGCGCGUGUUGACGGAUCACGGUCACCGCGUCACCGUGUUUACCGCAAAUCCUGACGGCGACCGGAAGAACUACACGGAAGUCGACUUGACGGACAGUUUCUCAUCAUUACUGAAGAUGGACAUCGACCUCGUGGAAAGGGAAUUGAUGGACCACGACGAUUUGAUUAACUAUGUGCACGCAUACUGGCGCAAUGCAUGCCAAAAACUUUACGAGCACGAAGCUUUCGGUAAAAUAACAAACGAUUCGCACGCAAAAUUCGACGUCGUCUUCGCAGAGAUAAUAAGUUCGGAGUGCAUUUCGUAUCUGUCGGUCCUGCUGAACAACGUACCGUUAGUGUAUGUGAGUCCAUCGCCACUGAUUUUGUACAAAGAACGUUCCGUUUUCGGACACUAUUCGAACCCGGUGGUCGUGUCUCACACGUUAUCCAAAUACAGCGUGUCCAGAACGUUCCUGGAGCGGUUCACCAACACGUUGUUGCACUGCUACAAGUCGUCGCUUCUCCAAUACAAAGUCUGGUCGAUUCCCAAAAAGUAUCUGCAACCCUUUGACCUGGUAGAACCGGCCAAGCCAUCAAUAGUGUUCAAUAACGCGCACUACAUUACCGAUUCCUCCAGACCUCUGCCACCGAGUGUCAUACAGGUCGAAAGUAUCCACCUUGAUCCGCUGAAAGGAAUUCUUAACAAUAUUUUAAAAUUUAUUGAAAAUGCACCACGAGGAGUUAUAGUUUUCACACUUGGUUCGAUUGUAUCAGUAUCGUCGUUGUCAAAAAAUAUUAAAAACGCAAUAAUAGAUGUACUAGGGCAAGUUCCUCAGAGAGUGUUGAUGAAAUAUGAAGAGGAAUGGAUAACAGAUUUACCAAUAAAUAUAAUGACAAUUAAAUGGUUUCCUCAACGAGAUAUACUAAUGCAUCCAAAUGUAAAACUAUUUAUUAGUCACGGUGGGAUUUUUGAUGUAUAUGAGGCCGUUGACGCUGGUACUCCUGUACUUGGAUUUCCUGUAUUUUUCGAUCAAUCAAGAAAUUUAGAAAAAUUAGUAAACGCAAGGAUAGCUAUUUCACUAAAACUAAAAUCAAUUACCAAGGAUAUGUUUUUAAAAUCUAUUACAGAGCUUAUUAAUAACGAAAAGUAUAAGAGAAAUGCUGAGAUCGCUGCUGAACAAUUUAAAACCCGUCCAAUGUCACCGGCACAAACAGUCGAUUAUUGGACGAGGUAUGUUAUUCGUCAUAAAGGAGCUCCUGACUUGAAAUCUCACACAUUAAAUUUGACUUGGUAUCAAUAUCUCUUACUGGACGUAUUCGGUGUGCUAUUUUUAAUUGCUUUAUUGAUUUCAUACGCUACAUAUAAAUGUGUUAAAUUUAUGAAAAAAAAGUAUACCGGAAUUAACAAAACCAAAAUCAGAGCAACUAAACGUUCAUCACAACUAAAACGUAUUAUUGUUUACGCGGACAAAACCAUUUCCAACCAAAAUCGUACUCUUCCUAGGUUAGGGAUGGGCAUGAAAUCCGAAUAUCUGAAUUAUCCGGAUAUCCUGAUAUACAAAUCCGGAUUUGAAUCAAAUUCUUAUCCGGAUUUGCCGAAGUAUCCGGAUUAUUCAGAUGUAUGA